Molecule: messenger RNA, 2578 nt
Organism: Monascus purpureus
Lineage: Eukaryota; Fungi; Ascomycota; Eurotiomycetes; Eurotiales; Aspergillaceae
Source: the annotation of a GenBank genome assembly
CGUGCCUUCACUGUCCGAAGAACACCUGCUUCAGCAGCCUGCAUUGUCCUCCUCCGCUCCGCUCCCCUCCCUCAACUAGAUUGCUUUCUUUUCUUUUAAUCAACUCUUUCCCUCUCAUUCUCUUUUAGAAUUAUGCGGCCGCAGGUGAUUCGUGCGGCCGCCCGGUCUUGUCGGGUCCCGACGCUGCAUUGUCGCAGGGCUUUCACCACGACAAUCCCUCGCACUACGGAGGUUGAACUCACGAUUGAUGGCAAAAAGGUUUCAGUUGAAGCCGGCUCGGCUUUGAUCCAAGCGUGCGAGAAAGCAGGCGUAACAAUUCCCAGAUAUUGCUACCAUGAAAAACUAGCAAUUGCCGGCAAUUGCCGUAUGUGUCUUGUCGAGGUCGUGCGUGCGCCUAAACCUGUGGCAUCAUGUGCUUGGCCGGUACAACCGGGAAUGGUAGUCAAAACGGAUUCGCCGUUGGUACAUAAAGCGAGGGAGGGCGUGAUGGAGUUUCUCCUCGCUAAUCAUCCCCUUGACUGCCCGAUUUGCGACCAAGGUGGAGAGUGUGAUCUUCAAGAUCAGUCUAUGCGCUAUGGCGCUGACCGAGGAAGGUUUCAUGAAGUUGGUGGCAAGCGGGCUGUUGAGGAUAAGAAUAUCGGACCGUUGGUCAAAACUUCCAUGAACAGAUGUAUUCAUUGCACCCGCUGUGUCCGAUUCAUGAACGAUGUUGCUGGAGCGCCAGAACUUGGGAGCACCGGCAGAGGGAACGAUAUGCAGAUCGGAACUUAUCUGGAGAAGAACUUGGACUCAGAGCUCUCCGGAAACAUUAUUGAUCUGUGUCCAGUUGGUGCCCUGACUUCAAAACCAUACGCUUUUCGGGCACGUCCAUGGGAGCUCAAGCAUACUGAGUCUGUCGACGUUCUUGAUGCUCUGGGCUCCAAUAUCAGAAUAGAUAGUAGGGGUUUGGAAGUUAUGCGGAUACUUCCAAGGCUUAACGAUGACAUUAACGAGGAAUGGAUAAAUGACAAGUCCCGCUUUGCGUGCGAUGGGCUGAAGACUCAGAGGCUCACAACCCCAUUAAUCCGCAGGGAUGGGAAGUUUGUCCCAGCAACCUGGGAACAAGCCCUAACCGAGAUUUCGGCGGCCCAUGCGAAACUUCAAUUGAAGGAAAACGAGUUUAAGGCCAUUGCUGGACAUCUCGUGGACGCUGAAUCUCUUGUGGCUAUGAAGGAUCUAGCAAACAAGCUUGGAUCUGACAACCUUGCACUUGACCAGCCAGGAGGCAGCGCGCCAAUUGCCCAUGGCGUUGAUGUGCGCACAAACUACCUUUUUAACUCCAAGAUUUAUGGAAUAGAGGAGGCGGAUGCUAUUCUUUUGGUUGCCACAAAUCCUCGUCAUGAAGCCGCUGUCCUUAACGCCCGAAUUCGGAAGCAGUACCUACGCUCGGACCUCGAGAUUGCCCUUGUAGGUGAGAAAUUUGAAAGUACAUUUGAAGUGGAACACCUCGGCUCUGAUAUUGCGGCCCUGAAGACUGCUCUGUCUGGAAACUUCGGAGAAAAGCUAGCCUCUGCUAAACGACCCAUGAUCAUUGUCGGUAGUGCUGCGACCGAGCAUCCUGAUGCUAAGGCGAUAUUUGAGACUGUUGGCAACUUCAUUGAGAAACAUGCGGCCAACUUCAAGACUCCCGAGUGGCAAGGAUAUAAUGUUCUCCAGCGCGCAGCAUCUCGUGUAGCCGCUUACGAAGUUGGAUUUACCACGCCAUCGCCAGAAGUGGCUCAGACAACUCCCAAAAUGGUUUGGCUGCUGGGUGCAGAUGAGAUCAGCCAGAGCGAUAUCCCCAAGGAUGCGUUUGUGGUUUACCAAGGCCAUCACGGCGAUCGCGGUGCUCAACUCGCAGAUGUCAUUCUUCCUGGUGCGGCGUAUACUGAGAAAACUGGCACUUACAUCAAUACUGAGGGACGUGUACAAGUGACACGUGCAGCUACCUCGUUGCCUGGUGCGGCUCGUGACGACUGGAAGAUUAUCCGUGCAACCAGCGAAUUUCUGGAAGUGACUCUACCUUACGACGAUAUUGAAGCGCUCCGAGACCGUAUGGAGGAGAUCAGCCCCGUAAUGCGCCGAUAUGAUGUUGUCGAGCCGAGCUCCGUGAGCUCAUUGAGCAAAGUUCAACUAGUGGAUCAAAAUAAGGACACACAGCCAGUUGGUACUCCCUUCAAAAAAGUUAUCGAGGACUUCUACUUCACCGAUCCGAUUUCCAGAAGUUCUCCUACUAUGGCCCGCUGCUCGGCAGCUAAGGCCACAGGGAAUCCGGAGACAAACUUCAUGGCGCCGGGUGAAAUGUCGCCUCAGGUCUUGUAUGGCUGAAUCUCCUGAGGUGGUUACUUUUUUGUUUGUUAAUUUGUCUAGGCGUUAUCAUUGUACCACUUAAACUUCAAUCAUUGGUACCCGUCAUCUUUUUUCUUCUCUAAUUUCCAUUCCCCUGGUCAAUCUUCGAGCCUCUUUCGACCACGUUCCUGUAUGCCCUAGGUCCCCAGUGGAUUUGUACAUAAACUCGAGGCAAACUCUGUUUAACAGUACAAAAGAUCACUUGACUGCG